ACUCAGUUCCCCCGUCCUAGUCUGGAAGUAGUGGGUGGGACUCAGGCAGGGCCGGUUUUCCACAAGCAGGUUUCCAUCCAGUUAUCCUAUACGUUGCCCGCCUUAGACCAGAAGCAAAAAGCUGCGAACAGCCGGUAGAGCAGCCCCAGGCGACCGGCACCUGCGGGGGAAGGGAGCUCCAGGAGCAGGCUAGGGACCCCGGCCCUGCAUGGCCUCAGGAUGUGCGGAUUUGCGAGGCGCGCCCUGGAGCUGCUGGAGAUUCGGAAACGCAGCCCCGAAGUCUGGGAAGCCAUCAAACACCCCAGUCACCAGUGUCCCUGAUCUGAUAGUCACUUCUGUCAGUCCCACUGAAGAACAGUAGCUCAUCAGGAGAUUUGCACAGGACGAGAUAUCACCAACACCAUGUUCUGCACGAAACUGAAGGACCUCAAGAUCACAGGGGAGUGUCCAUUCUCCUUACUGACACCAGGCCAGGGUCCUAAUGAGCCAGCAGAGGAGGUAGCAAGAAGUGCAGAGAGUAGCAAAGCAACUCUGCCCAUCUGUCAAGAUGUUCCUGAAAAGAAUGUACGAGGAAAUCUUCCCCAAAGAAAAACGAGUAGGAGCCGAGUCUAUCUUCACAAUUUGGCAGAGAGUAUCUGCAAACUGAUUUUCCCAGAGCUUGACAGGCUGAACCUUGCGCUUCAGAGAACAUUGACAAAACAUAAAAUAAAAGAAAGUAGGAAAUCUUUGGAAAGAGAAGACUUUGAAAAAAUAAUUGCCGACCAUGCAAUUGCAGCAGGCAUUCCAAAGGAGAUCAUCAAAGAAUCUCUUGGUGAAGAGCUUUUUAAAAUAUGUUACGAGGAAGAUGAACACAUCCUAGGCGUGGUUGGAGGCACCCUUAAAGAUUUUUUAAAUAGCUUCACUACCCUUCUGAAACAGAGCAGCCAUUGCCAAGAAGCAGAAAAGAAGGGCAGGCUUGGUGACGCCUCCAUUCUAUGCCUUGAUAAAGAUCACGAUCUCUUAAACGUUUACUAUUUCUUUCCUAAAAGAAUCACGUCCCUGAUUCUUCCAGGCAUCAUUAAGGCAGCCGCUCACAUAUUGUAUGAAACUGAAGUAGAAGUAUCAUUGGUGGCUCCUUGCUUCAGUAAUGAUUGCAGUGAGUUUGUUAAUCAGCCCUAUUUGUUAUAUUCUGUUCACGUCAAAAGCACCAAAACUUCCCUGUCCCCUGGCAAACCCCAGUCCUCUCUGGUGAUCCCCGCAUCUCUUUUCUGUAAGACAUUUCCAUUCCAUUUCAUGUUUGACAAAGAUAUGACGAUCCUGCAAUUUGGCAAUGGCAUUAGAAGGCUGAUGAACAGAAGAGACCUUCAAGGAAAGCCUAAUUUUGAAGAGUACUUUGAAAUUCUUACUCCCCAAAUCAAUCAAACAUUUAGUGGGAUCCUGACCAUGUUGAACAUGCAAUUUGUUGUACGAGUGAGGAGAUGGGACAACUCUGUGAAGAAAUCUUCAAGGGUUAUGGAGCUCAAAGGCCAAAUGAUCUACAUUAUUGAAUCCAGUGCAAUCUUGUUCCUGGGAUCACCCUGUGUGGACAGAUUAGAAGAUUUUACUGGACGAGGACUCUACCUUUCAGACAUUCCAAUUCAUAAUGCACUGAGGGAUGUGGUCUUGAUAGGAGAACAAGCCAGAGCCCAAGAUGGCCUGAAGAAGAGGCUCGGUAAGCUCAAGGCCACCCUUGAGCAAGCCCACCAAGCCCUGGAGGAGGAGAAGAAGAAGACGGUAGAUCUUUUGUGCUCUAUUUUUCCCAGUGAGGUUGCUCAGCAGUUGUGGCAAGGACAAGUAGUGCAAGCCAAGAAGUUCAGGAACGUCACCAUGCUGUUUUCGGACAUUGUGGGAUUCACAGCCAUUUGCUCCCAGUGCUCGCCGCUGCAGGUCAUCACCAUGCUCAAUGCACUCUACACACGCUUUGACCAGCAGUGCGGACAGCUGGAUGUCUACAAGGUGGAGACCAUUGGCGACGCAUAUUGUGUAGCUGGAGGAUUACACAAAGAAAGCGAUACCCAUGCUGUUCAGAUAGCUCUGAUGGCCCUGAAGAUGAUGGAGCUCUCUGAUGAAGUCAUGUCUCCCCAUGGAGAACCUAUCAAGAUGCGAAUUGGACUGCAUUCUGGAUCAGUUUUUGCUGGAGUUGUUGGAGUUAAAAUGCCCCGUUACUGUCUCUUUGGAAACAAUGUCACCCUGGCUAACAAAUUUGAGUCCUGCAGUAUACCACGGAAAAUCAAUGUCAGCCCAACCACUUACAGAUUACUCAAAGACUGUCCUGGAUUUGUGUUUACUCCUCGAUCAAGGGAGGAACUUCCCCCAAACUUCCCCAGUGAAAUUCCUGGAAUCUGUCAUUUUCUGGAUGCUUAUCUACAAGGAACAAAUUCAAAGCUGUGGUUCCAAAAGGGAGAUGAUGAAGAUGGCAAUGCCGAUUUUUUAGGCAAAGCAUCAGGAAUAGAUUAGCAGAAUGUAUAUCUGAUUAUAAGUGUUUGGGAUUUGACUCGUUUGAGAAUGUGUGGAACCUCUGAAAGCACUUUAGGAAUGCAGGUGGCUAAAGAGCAGUCUUAAAAUUUAAGAAGCUAGGUCAAGAAAUACUUUUUCUCCCACUUAACAUGACAAAAGACUAUCCUACUUAACAUGUAUUCACUUCAGUAUUUCAACUCUACUGUUAAAAAAAAGACUCCAAAAGGAACUGAUUCAGGCACUUUCUGUAAUGUAACAAUCACUCACUACCUGUACUUAAAAGCCAACACAUAGUACAAGUCUAGUCAUAGUGAACUGUACAAAGUGAGAAGUCACCUGCAGUCUUGUGCCCCAGUGGAAUGCCAUGGUUAUUAAAGUGUAUUUGUAAUAGUGUUGCCUUAAAAAAGCUUUUUAAAUAGAAAUCAUAGUCUUUGAUACCAUCAUAAGCUCUUUCAACUCUGCAUUUUAUUAUGUCACUUUCUCAUAUUAACUGUUAUCAUAUAUAACAAAAGUAGACUAAGAUUUAUUUCUCUGUUGCACUUUUCUUUUUUCCUUUUUUUUUUUGAAAAUAAAGAAUUAUGGGUUAGAUGCAAUAUGAAUAUAAAGUAGAGCUUCUGUAAAUAUUAAAUAUUAUUUUAGCUCUUGAAGUUAAAAAUAUUCUCCAUAACAUGUCUCAUAACAAUAAAUAUCUCCUUUUGUUUCACAUUUAUUAUUUUUUAUUUUACACAUGCUAAAGGCUAUUUUAAUUCACAUUAGCAAUUUAAUUCAUCUUAAUUCAUUUUUAUAUCACAGUACCAAUAUUUUCGGGAUAAAAGAAGCUUGUAAGCCAUAUUAAAGUGCAAUAAUGUCAUUCUAAUUUAAUUUAACCAGAAUUAACAUGGGAGAAGUAAUUAUCCAGGGAGCCUACCAUAAAGUACAGUAGUAAAACUUUCACAUGCACACACAGAAAUGCACUCAGCAGUAAUUUGGAUCUUCUUUAGCAGAAAUCCUCCAUUGCUAUGCUGAGCCAUAUAAAGUUCCAAUAAGAAAGUCUAAGCUCAGAAGUGGGAAAAAGACUUGUACUUUCUGCUGUAACUUAUCUUUCCUAAGUAUUCGAGCUGAACACUCUGGUGCAUGUGUAUGUACUAAGAAUCAUCAUUUUUUUCUCCUUAAGUACACAUCUAUGAAUUUUUUGUUCUAUUUGAAAUAUCACAAUAAUAAUUUUUAAGAUAUUAUUAAUACUGAUGAAAUAAAAAAUGAGGUGAUUUCAUUAUCAAAA
This is a messenger RNA of Choloepus didactylus (southern two-toed sloth), 3733 nucleotides long. RefSeq names its product guanylate cyclase 1 soluble subunit alpha 1 (gene GUCY1A1). Gene Ontology annotation, cellular component: guanylate cyclase complex, soluble. The transcript is spliced from 10 exons. Lineage: Eukaryota; Metazoa; Chordata; Mammalia; Pilosa; Megalonychidae. Gene Ontology annotation, biological process: cGMP biosynthetic process; response to oxygen levels. Gene Ontology annotation, molecular function: heme binding; guanylate cyclase activity. The coding region runs from base 403 to 2475 and encodes 690 amino acids. The record is from RefSeq and is a predicted model, not a curated record.